AUGGUGAAGAAGACUGCGGAUCAACUCACGUCCAUAGAGCAUGGGGCCUUCGAUACGGCAGCUUUGCAGCAGGAAUUGGCUCAAGCUCUAGAAGAUGACCGUCUUUACAAACUCACGGAUAGUAUGAAGAAACGCGCCAUCCACACUGCAGCCAACUAUGAUGACUUCAAGAAUCUCGUGGCGUGUGCAGAUCUGAAGCCGAUAUCGCAAAAGGAACUGCGUGAUUUCUCUAGGACCGAGAGGCAGACCAACAUCUCGUAUAAAAAGAAACCCACUCAGAAGAAAUCGGGGAAUGACCGUCGUUCCCAGCCUGCAGCCCCGGCGCUAGAUGUUCCACCUGCAACUGCAGUCGAUUUUUGCCGCAACUGGAAACGAUACCUCAAGACUACCGACGCAAAAUUCAGAUAUCUGCAACUUACGACACCCGAACGACUUGCUGAUAUGUUCAAGCCAGAUAUCGAUUCAGAUUUGAUGGCGGAUAUCGUCGAAGUACUAGUAGCCUCGUGGACUCAAAAACCAGCUGAUAUAAACCCAGAGGAUCCAGCUCCACCAACGUUUGCUCUAGCCGUAAUGGAGGCGCUAUCUCAAACGACUCGCUUGUCACUCAUUCUGGACUUCUUUGAGGACCACCAAAUGGAAAAGGUGCACGAGCUUUUCAAUCUGGUGGAAACCGCAGACGAUUUAUCUGAGCAAGACCUGGAAAUGUUGCCGAGUCUAAAGGAAAAAUUCCGACUAGGCUAGGAGACUUAGGAGACCUUUUGCUUAAAAUUCUCUCUUUCGUACAAGACACAGUAAAUUAUGUUUUCCAUG
Molecule: messenger RNA, 810 nt
Organism: Phytophthora nicotianae INRA-310
Lineage: Eukaryota; Oomycota; Peronosporomycetes; Peronosporales; Peronosporaceae
Exons: 3
Coding region: 1-741 (246 amino acids)
Biological process (GO): determination of left/right symmetry; inner dynein arm assembly; epithelial cilium movement involved in extracellular fluid movement
Cellular component (GO): outer dynein arm
Source: RefSeq, a predicted model, not a curated record